AUGGACAACGACAUAAUAGUGUCUCUGGAAGACCUGGGAUACCAGGGCCCUCUCCUGGAGGAUGGCUCUCUGGAUGCAGCUGCCUCUCAUGGAGCUGCUUCCCCUGAGUUCACCAAACUGUGUGCGUGGCUCGUGGCAGAGUUGAGACUCUACUGCAGACUGGAGGAGAACGUCCACGCCACCAACUGCCCCAGUGAGGCAGAAAGCUUCCAGCUGGAGAUGAGUGGGCUUCUGUCGGAGCUGAACUGUCCCUAUCCCGUCCUUACGUCCGGAAACGUCACACAAAGAUUUCAGAUCAAGAACCACUGUCUGCUGCUACUCUCGUUCCUGGUGUCAGAGCUGGAGGCCUCCCGGAUGUCUCUCCUGGUCUCCCCCCAGAGCAGAUCCACAGACGGGGGAGCAGACAUCAGUCCAGCCUUCUCUGAGCUAAAGGGCGUGUGUGUGUCUCUGGGGAUGUCCAAACCUCCAUCCAACAUCACCAUGUUCCAGUUCUUCACCGGCAUCGAGAAGAAGCUGAAGGAAGCGUUGAGUCGCGUUCCUCCAAACCAUGUGGGAGACCCGCUGUUGAAGAAGCCUCUGGGCCCUGUGCACAUAGAGAAGAUCGAGGCCAUAAACCAGGCUUUGGUGAACGAGUACGAGGUCCGGAGGAAGAUGUUACUGAAGAGGCUGGACGUCACUGUGCAGUCGUUUGGAUGGUCCGACAAAGCAAAGACUCACGCGGACAAACUGGCUAAAGUGUACCAGCCUCUGCGCUCCGUGCUCUUGGCCAAAAGCAGAGUUUCUGUGGCUCAUCUUCUGGCUGCGAGACAAGACUUCUCCAAGAUCCUGAGGACGAGCAGCGGAAAGAUCCGAGAGAAAACGGCCUGCGCCAUCAACAAGGUGCUGAUGGGCAGAGUCCCGGACAGAGGAGGUCGUCCCUGUGAGAUCGAGGCUCCUCCCCCUGAGAUGCCCUCGGGGGAGGUGGAGGAGGAGGCUACCAGGGGGGAGGUGGAGGAGGAGGCUACCAGGGAGGAGGUGGUGGCGGUUACCAGGGAGGAGGAGGAGGCUACCAGGGAGGGGGCUAUGGGGGAGACAGGGGGGAACGGGGGCGAGGGGAGCAUCAUGGUGGAAGAGGAGGAGACAGAGGAGGAAGAGGAGGACGUGGUCGCGGAGGUUACAACCAGGGCCAGUCCCACCACCAGGACUCGGGGGGCAGAGGCCACAGCGGUCCCCCACAGCAGCACCAUGACCAGGGCUUCAGUCACAGCAGCGGGGGUGGAGGGGGAGGAGGAGAGAGAGGAGGGGACAGAGGAGGGGACAGAGGAGGGGACAGAGGAGGGGACAGAGGAGGGGACAGAGGAGGGGACAGAGGAGGAAGAGGGCGCGGGGGCAGAGGUCGGGGCAGCAGAGGAGCUCCAGGAGGGGGAGGCUGGGGAGGCCGAGGGGGAGACAGAGGAGGAGGACAGUUUGAGCAGUUUUUUCAACAAGGAGGACAACAGUACAACCAGUCCGGCUUCAACCAGGGACGCCAGCGCGGGUCAGACUGAAACCAAAGCCAAACGAAAAGCGAAUCAUUCGGACUCCCAGAUUCGGCUCCUAGGUCUCCCCGGAGCCCAUGUCCUGGCUGUAGAGCGACCCUGCGCGGUCAUGUACCCUCACCGUAAAGGCGAGCCCCCGGCUCCCUACCCACACAUGCCCCAUAUGAUGUACCGGCCUCACGGUGCUCCUCACCCGGGCAUGAGAGGAGCCCCUCACCCGGGCAUGAGAGGAGCCCGGCCUGGCCCCCCUCACUACCCACCGCCUCUGCCUUACAGCCGACCUCCUCCACCCGCUGCCGCGCUGGCGUCCCGGCCUCAUCCUGGAGCUCCGCCCCCAAGACCAUGGAAACCUCUGUCUGAGGCACCAGGCCCCAACAGCGACAAAGCGGGAGAGGAGUUUCUGCGAUGUAUUGCGGCUAACAAACCUCUGCCAAAUUACCUGAAAGGAAACAUGGAAUACAACCUGGCAGAGGCUUUGAAGGACGCUCCAGUCCUGCAGAUGCCCUGGAGCGGCAAGCGCAGCCGGAGCAGGAGCCGCGGCCGCAGCAGAGGAAGAAGUCGAGGCAAAAGCCGAGGAAGAAGUAGAAGCCACGAUCGAGCCAAGAGCCGGGCGCGGAGCAAGAGCCGGGCGCGGAGCAAGAGCCGGGCGCGGAGCAAGAGCCGGGCGCGGAGCAAGAGCCGGGCGCGGAGCAAGAGCCGGGCGCGGAGCAAGAGCCGAGGCCGCAGCCGGAGCCACAGUUAUGACCGAAAAAGUCGAGCCAAAAGCCGCUCGAGGAAAUCCAGGUCUCGUAGCCGCAGCAGCGAGAGAAUCCACCACAAAAGCCGCCACAACAGCCCGUCUCCCCGUCACGGCGCCUUCGGGAACCUGCGGGUGAAACAGGAGGUGAACGGAGGCGCGGCGUCUGCAGAGAACACCCUGAUAGAAGGCCUGAAGAUGGUGAUCAACAGCAGAGAGCUGGAGAGCAGGAGCCACGCGCAGCAGCCUCUGAAGUCGGCCCUCAGACCUGUGUCCUCUGACCUGUCCCUCAGCGCCCCCUAUGGGCAGCUCCAGGGACCAGCAGCAGAACAGUCUGUCUUCUCCAUGUUUUCUGACAGCGACUCGGUGCUGCCUCACGAGCGCGGCGGCUCAGACUUCUCCUGGAUUCAGAGAUCACAGGCAAAGCUGGAGAAGCUGAACGUCACUGAGAUCGAAGACGAGGAGUCCUUUCUGUACGGGAGCGAGGAGGCGGCUCACAGCUCAAACUUGUACACACAGCCCUCCUCCUCCUCAGUGCUGCACCCAGACUCGGAGCUGGACCGACUCAAGAAGAUCCUGCAGAACGCCAGCUCCGUGAAGCCUCUGCCUGCAUCUGCCACGACGCCCCCUGCUGUCAGAGAGCCCACAGCGCCCCCUGCUGUCAGAGAGCCCACAGCGCCCCCUGCUGUCAGAGAGCCCACAGCGCCCCCUGCUGUCAGAGAGCCCACAGCGCCCCCUGCUGUCAGAGACCCUGCGGCACUCGCUCUCUCCACUGUCAACAACCCCAACGUGCGGCACGCGCUGGAGUCACUACAGUCGCUCAUCAGAGCCACGAAGGAGAAGCGUGCUCAGGAUACAGGGGACCGGGAGAGCAGCGUCUCAUCCCAAAACUCUGGCAAAACGAUCAUCACAGGAGACCGACGCAAACAGCAGAUGGAGUUUCUGCUGCAGGAGCUGGAGGGUCUGCUCAAACGCAGCGGUCUGGGGUUCCUGACUCCGGUCAUUGGUUUCUAUUGCCACAGAUGUGAAGAGUUCAUUGGAGAUUUAAACACAGCAGAGAAACAUGGAGCUGAUCAUCGAUCUGGGAAAUUAAAGCGAAAGACGUCAAGAAGAGAAACCUCAGUGAAAUCUAAGAAACGGAAGACUCAGCACGGCAACAAGAGAGAGGCCUCCAAGAAAGGGGCCUCCAAGAGAGAGACCUGCAAGAGAGAGACCUCCAAGAGAGAGACCUCCAACAAGGCUUCAAAAGAGACGAGAAGCGACGAGAAGCAAAGAGAGAAGGACAAACCAGCAGAGAAACCAGCGCUAAAACCAGGGACCAUAAAGACAAACUCUUUCCUGCAGGAGAAACUGCAAGGAGAGCGCAUGCUGAUCACCGUGUCAUGUGACAAACCACCUGACCUCAGACCGACCAAUCAGAGCGCAGUGUCGAAGCGUUCGCGGAGCAGAAGCAGCAGCAGUGACGCCGACAGGAAACGCAAGAAGAAGAAAGGCAAAAAGAAGAAGAAGAAUAAAUAG
Knipowitschia caucasica is the source of this 3771-nucleotide messenger RNA. The record is from the annotation of a GenBank genome assembly. NCBI's taxonomy places the organism in Eukaryota, Metazoa, Chordata, Actinopteri, Gobiiformes, Gobiidae.